AUGUUUUUUAUGGGACACAAACACGGAGAUAAACUGUCCGGAACGGAGCAGUCUGCGUCCGGCAUUAUUUAUGUCCUGGACGUUGAUGUCCACGUGGACGCGAACUGUUCCGUCUCAGACUUUACGCUAAAAAUCGUCGGACAACGUCCGUGUACAACACUGCAUCUAAAUGAAAACUGUCAUAUUUAG
Molecule: messenger RNA, 189 nt
Organism: Ambispora leptoticha
Lineage: Eukaryota; Fungi; Glomeromycota; Glomeromycetes; Archaeosporales; Ambisporaceae
Source: the annotation of a GenBank genome assembly